GUUGUACAUCCGGGUCGCUGGUUCACGAACAGUCAGUGCCAUUAGCUUGUAGCCGCAGCUGUGAGGGGGGAAGGCCGGUCAAGAUGCAAACGUCUCUCGUGAAGAUCGCUUUAGUUUCCUCUCUGCAUGUGUUGUUGUCUUUGACGUGCUUUCAAGAUGUUGUCGAAGCAGCCAGCGGGAAAGGGUUUGGAGAUAACAUCCACUGGAGGACGCUGGAUGAUGGCAAGAAAGAAGCCGAGGCCAGCGGGCUGCCCAUCAUGCUCAUCAUCCACAAGACCUGGUGUGGAGCCUGCAAAGCACUGAAGCCCAAGUUUGCCGAGUCCAAGGAAAUCUCUGAACUCGCACACAACUUUGUCAUGAUCAACCUGGAGGAUGAGGAGGAGCCGAAGGAUGAAGCCUUCACCCCCGAUGGUGGAUACAUUCCUCGGAUUCUUUUCCUUGAUCCCAGCGGUAAAGUCCAUCCUGAAAUCACCAACAAGAACGGGAAUCCAAACUACAAGUACUUCUACAGCAACGCAGAACAAGUUGUGUCCGGUAUGAAGGAGGCGCAGGAGACGCUGACUGGCGACUCCUCCAAGCAGGGUCACACCGGAGACGAGCUGUGAGGAGGCAGACGGGCGUCAGGGCUACACUUCCUCUACCUGAGCGUGACACUCCCAAACCUUCUCUAACUAAACUCGUACUUUAGACAGCGGGGUCCGUCUCACCGAACCAAGACGACCACUAACAUCGGUGCUUGAGUAUUUCUUCUGUCUUGUACUGGUUUCCUGGCAUCGUCUGUUUUAUUACAUGUAUAUUUGUAAUCUACUGUUAAAGCCAUAUACUGUACUCACUGUCUGUAGAGGACGUUACCAACACAAGCUAGCCAAGUCAACUAGUAUUAACUCUCACUUGCAUACUGUUGGGUGGAAACCGCCAAGUUUGAAGUAAACUGCUGGGUUUGUUACUCGACCAGCAUGAAGUCUUUUUGCUUUUAAGAAGUGUCACCUUGUAGUACAGCUUUGUGAUUCAUUUGUACCUGUAGAGUUUCAGCCAACAGCAAUGAUACAGUAUUUCAUAUUAGUCGAGACACCUGUGAUGUGCUUCCAAAGAUCCUCUACAGUACGUUAAUUAUGGGACUAUUUACCAACAUGGGCUCUGUACUUCUGAUUUCUAUUAUCCAGUCUUUAAGAUAAUAUUCAUUUCAACCUGUCAUGUAGCUUCAUCUACAUCGUUGCUUCUCCGCUCGUAAAGUGUCACUCAGUUUCUUUUAGUGUUGAAUUAGGGAUGAAAACAUUGGAUGUGUCUUGAUGUAUUUUAUACACGUACACAGCCAAGUGUGCAAAUAAAGUUUGUUGUAAUGAAA
Molecule: messenger RNA, 1345 nt
Organism: Cottoperca gobio
Lineage: Eukaryota; Metazoa; Chordata; Actinopteri; Perciformes; Bovichtidae
Gene: txndc12
Product: thioredoxin domain containing 12 (endoplasmic reticulum)
Exons: 7
Coding region: 84-605 (173 amino acids)
Cellular component (GO): endoplasmic reticulum
Source: RefSeq, a predicted model, not a curated record